AUGUUCCUCUUCGCUGUGAACAACGCGCCGUCGGGUUUGCUUCCCCGGUCGAUUUCCAUUGCCAGACUGUGCAAUGACAUCUCCUUCCUGUUGGUGGGGCCAAAGGACCAGAGAAACUCCUCCGGCGUUUGGGAACGCUGGUCGGGAACGCUCAGCGGGUCAGGCAGCAUCUAUGGGGAGGAAGGAAAGCCGGUCAACGUGUUUGGGGUCCUUUCUCCCCCAGUGAUUCAGCUGCUGAAGGCCGGGAAAGCAAAAGAAGUCUCGUACAAUGCAUUGGCCACACACAUCAUUGCUGUGGACGGGGACAAUCCAGAGGUCGGAGAGGCGCGGGAGGUCUUUGAUUUGCCGGUCGUUAAGCCCUCCUGGGUGUACUUGUCUGUCCGAUGUGGGGUUCUUCUUCCGGUUACAGGUUUCUCUCCAGAGGCAGGACAGGUGUUUACUGGAGUCACAGCUUGUCUCUCACGGGUUACAUCCGAAGACCGCAAUACGCUGUGGGCCUUAAUCACCUUUUAUGGCGGAGACUGCCAACUGAAUCUUAACAAGACGUGUACCCAUUUAAUUGUGCCGGAGCCUCAGGGGGAGAAAUACAAGUGCGCAUUGAAGCGGAACAGCAUAAAAAUCGUGACUCCGGAUUGGGUGGAGGAGAGCGUGAGAAAAUCAUUGCGGGAUGAAUGCACUUAUCACCCGCGGCUCAUCAUCCCUGAGGAGGAGGAGGCGGAGGAGGAAGACGAGGACGAGGAGGUCGAACAAGAUGACAAGCACUCGGCCAGGAGUAGCCCCCUUUCGUCCCGGGAAGGCUCCCCCGUCAGCCUGAGGGGCUUCUCCCCCAAGCGGGGCGGGGCGUUCGAGAAGGGGAGCAGCGAGAUCAUGUUCGACGACUCCUCGGACUCCUCUCCUGAGAAGCAGGAGCGUAACCUGAACUGGACCCCGGCCGAGAUGCCCCCCACGGCGGCCGCCAAGCGCAGGCUGGCCCCCGGCAAGGACUCGGCCCUGAUCAACCUCUGCGCCAAUGUGCCGCCGGUCCCCGGGGCAGCGAUGACCCCAGAGGCCAGGGCCGGCUUGCUGACCCCCGGUGUGGGGCAGGGGGUGGGCGUAGUGGGGGCGACCCCAGGCCCCGAGAGGCAGGAGAUGGUGACCUCCUGGAGCCCCGCAGUCAGGACACUGCGUAACAUCACGAACAGCGCUGAUAUUCAGCAGAUCUCCAGGCCUUCAAACGUAGCACAGAUCCUUCAGUCGCUUUCGGCUCCGACCAAAAAUCUGGAGCCCGGCAACCGGAACCAGCAGGGGCUCGAGCUCCGGCACCCCAACAACACACUGCUGUUCACGCAGGUCAAACAGCUGACGCCGGAGACCCAGCAACUCCUGCACCAGCAGCAGCAGCAGCAACAGCAGCAGUCGCAACAGCAACAGCUUCUGCAGCUGCAGCAGCAGCAUCAUCUAAUGCAGCUGCAGCAGCAGCAGCAGCAGCAGCAACAACAGCAGCAGCAGCAGCAGCAACAACUGCACCAGCAUCCGUUCCAGCAGCAGCAACAACAACAACAACAACAGCAGCAACAGCAGCAGCAGCAACAACAUGUAUACUCCCAACAGCAACUGCAGCAACAGCACCGCCACCUGCUGCAGCAGCAGCAUCUCCAGCGAUUGCACUUGCAGCAGCAACAGUUGCAGCAGCAACAGCAGCAGCAACAGCACCAAAUACAGCAUCACCAGCAUCACCAACUCCAACAGCAACAGCACCUCCAGCAACAACAACAACAACAACACCUGCAGCCGCAGCAGCAGCAGCCCCCCCAUCAGGUCACCCCACAGCAGCUCCAAAUCUUUGGACACGAUCCUGGGUUGGAAAUCCCAGAGGAUUCCUUCUUGUUGGGCUGCGUGUUUGCAAUAGCCGAUUACCCCGAGCAGAUGCCCGACAAGCAGCUCCUUGCCACCUGGAAGAAGAUUAUCCAAGCGCAUGGGGGAAUAGUGGACCCCACACUGACAAGUCGAUGCACGCACCUCUUGUGUGAAAGUCAGGUCAGCAAUAUGUAUUCACAGGCCUUGAGAGAAGGCAAACGGUGUGUCACUGCCCACUGGCUCAACACAGUCCUGAAGAAGAAGAGGAUGGUUCCUCCACACAGAGGAUUGCACUUCCCGGUCGCCUUCCCCCCUGGUGGGAAACCCUGCUCUCAGCACAUGAUUUCUGUCACCGGUUUUGUGGACAGCGAUCGGGACGACCUGAAGCUGAUGGGCUUUUUGGCCGGAGCAAAAUACACGGGCUACCUCUGCCGAAGCAACACCGUCCUCAUCUGCAAGGAACCGUGUGGACUGAAGUACGAGAAAGCCAAAGAGUGGCGGAUCCCAUGCCUCAAUGGCCAGUGGCUCUGUGACAUUCUUCUCGGCAACUUUGAGGCCCUCCGGCAGAUCCAGAACAGCCGCUACAGCAUGUUUAACCUUCAGGACCCCCUGGCUCCCAACCCCCAGCUGGUGGCAAACCUUCUAGCCGCUUGGCGUGUGCCGCUGAAGAUCUCGCCGGAGCUCUUGAUGAGUGUUCGUCUACAGUCUAAACAGAAACCAAACGAAUGUAAUCUUGAGCCACCUGUGAAAAGGCUGAGACUCGAGGACUUGCCCCCUCCAUCAAAGAAGCUGCCAGCAGACUCUACUCCUGUGGUGCUGUUCACUGGGUUCGAGCCAGCACAUGUCCAGCAGUAUAUAAAGAAACUUUACAUUCUCGGCGGCGAAGUCGCCGAAUCUGCCCAGAAGUGCACACACUUGGUCGCCAACAAGGUGACCCGGACCGUGAAGUUCCUGACGGCCAUUUCCGUGGUCAAGCACAUCGUGCUGCCCGAGUGGCUGGAGGAGAGCUUCAAGAUCCAAAAAUUUAUCGAGGAGGAAAACUUCACGUUGAGAGACGCAGAGGCAGAGGUGCUCUUCUGUUUCAGCUUGGAGGAGUCUCUGAAACGGGCACAGGAGGGCCCCUUGUUUAAGGGGAAGUAUUUCUACAUCACUCCUGGAAUCUGUCCUAGUCUUUCAACGAUGAAAUCCGUUAUCGAGUGCGCAGCAGGCAAAGUGCUGACAAAGCAGCCGUCAUAUCGCAAAUUCAUGGAGCAUAAACAGAACAAGAGUUUGCCCGAAAUUAUUCUGAUCUCGUGCGAAAAUGAUCUCCACCUGUGCCGAGACUACUUCGCCCGAAAUAUAGACGUCCACAAUGCUGAGUUUGUGUUGACGGGAGUGCUUACACAGACACUGGAUUACGAAUCGUAUAAAUUCACCUGAUUUUUAAUGCGUGCAGUCGGAGGUGUUAGCGGAUAACAGGUCAGGUGACGGACGGACAGACCGGAGGGACGUGUUGCUCAGCAGUCACAGAGAGAGAGAGAGAGAGAGAGAGGCCCAGCAGCUCAAGCUUCUCGCUGACAGUGACGCAGUGUUUCGGCCUGAGAUCCUUCGCUGAGACACGGCAGAAUCUGGGAAAAUUUGGGAUUCACGGCUGGGAAACUGAGAGGGCAGCGCGUAUGGGGUUAGUGAGCGAGAGAGGGGAAGUGCGUUCCUUUACUUAACAAAACGUACGUUCUAUUUCAUUCCCGCCAUAUGUUUUUAUUAAUAUGCGCGCGCGUGUGUGUACAUAGUAUAAAUAAGAGGCGAACCCUGUAGAAUAUUGUACGAAUUUACUUUGGCCGGUUCUUAGAGGAGACGGUUAUUUUUUAACGAGCUGUUUUUAAGAUGUACAAUAAGAUUAUCGUGCUUACUACUUUUUUUGGAGAUUGUCGUCUUGUCAGGCAUUGAUUGUCCUGCCCGUCAAUGAGAAUUUAAAAAAAAAAACCCUAGCUGUAACCCGUUUGUUUGUUGAAGGACUAAAGGGCUAGUCGUCUUAAUAAAUUAUGGAUGUUUUUUUUUUUCUGAGAUCCUUGUAACUUUACACAAAUGUCUUUUGUAUUUUUCGAUUGUGAAUUAUUUUUAUUACACACACACACACACACACACACACACACACGACUUGCAGGAGUUGAAUAAAAAUGUUUCCC
Messenger RNA from Callorhinchus milii (elephant shark), 4001 nucleotides. RefSeq names its product PAX interacting (with transcription-activation domain) protein 1 (gene paxip1). Gene Ontology annotation, biological process: positive regulation of transcription initiation by RNA polymerase II. The record is from RefSeq and is a predicted model, not a curated record. Gene Ontology annotation, cellular component: nucleus. Lineage: Eukaryota; Metazoa; Chordata; Chondrichthyes; Chimaeriformes; Callorhinchidae.